Messenger RNA from Rasamsonia emersonii CBS 393.64, 570 nucleotides. Its product is annotated as NADH:ubiquinone reductase (H(+)-translocating). The record is from RefSeq and is a predicted model, not a curated record. NCBI's taxonomy places the organism in Eukaryota, Fungi, Ascomycota, Eurotiomycetes, Eurotiales, Trichocomaceae. Bases 1 to 570 code for a protein of 189 amino acids. The transcript has 5 exons.
AUGGCCAGCGAUCAACAAAAGGUUCUUGUGCCCCCCAAAAGGGUCAACACUGACUAUCCGUUGAUCGACUCUGAUCCGCACAUCACACGAGUAAUAAGAUAUGCCAGACCUUCCGACUAUGCAGUGGCUGGCGGCAUGGCUGCUGUGUCCCCAAUUGCUUUCUGGGUUAUGGAAAGAGUCAGUCCGUCUCAUGUAGGCAAGGGAGGAUUUGCCCCGGUGAUGCGACUAGCUACUGUGAUCGGGCUUCUUGGAGGAUUUCACAUAUUCUACCAGAGAUCCGUCAACCGUUUCUAUGGCUUUACCGAGAACUCCCGAGAGGUUGAAAUGGAUAUGAGAGAAAUGGUGGACAAAGUUAAGAAGGGCGAGCCCCUCUAUGGAACCUCGAAAGUUUCAGAAUACCUCCAAGGUGUGGCGGCCAGGAACUCACGAUACUCGGGGUUAUUUGUGCAUAUCCUCCCUUGGUUCAAUUUUGUCAAUCACAAUCAGCACGGUGUCGAUACGGCCAAGUACUAUCAGCAAGCAGAAAGGGAGCUUGAGGCAGAGCGCUUGGCUAGAGAAGGUUCAUCAUGA